Nicotiana tabacum (common tobacco) is the source of this 1362-nucleotide messenger RNA. Lineage: Eukaryota; Viridiplantae; Streptophyta; Magnoliopsida; Solanales; Solanaceae. The record is from RefSeq and is a predicted model, not a curated record.
AUGAACCACCACAAUCACCACCGUCAACCACCACAACGACCACCAAUAAACCACCAAACAACAACCCAAAUCCUCAAACAAACCACCACUACCUUCACCUCCAACCUCCUCCUUUUCCUUCUCCUUUCAUCCCUAAUCCUCACUUUCCGUUCCAAUGUCGAAAAUGGGACCCAUUAUCUCACUUCAUUCAUCGAUCGUGACCCUUCUCUCAAAUCCCUAGUAUCUCGUAUUGACCUCCUCUCCGCUGCUACUCAAACUCAACACCACCACCACCUCCGCCGUCAUCGCCGCCGCCCUUUUCUUCACUUAUCCCGUGUUGGUACCCUUGAUGAUGAUUUCUUCUCCGGUGAUUCGGACCUUGACAAAUCCCUAUUUCACCCUAACCCUAAACCUCAGCCCAAUUCCACUUUCCUAAUUCUUUCCGAUUUUGACCCUAACUUAGGGUUUUCAAAUCAUAUCAUUGAUAAUGGGAUUUUAUUUCCUCAAGCAAUUCGUAAUGGGCUUGUCUCUUUCAAGCCCCUUUUAGAAAAAACCCAGAAUUUGACCCAUCUUGAUAAUAAUACUGAAAAUGAAAUUGUAAAUGAGAAUGAGAAUGAAAAUGGGGUUGUUGAUUUGCAGUUCUUAAUAAAGGGUCUUGAAUUGGGUCGUCGUGACGCCACGGCAUUGUUGUUUCUUGUUAGUUUGUUAUCAGCAGCUUAUGCUUAUGUAGUGUUGGCUUUUUUGGUUACUUACACUUGGGUUCAUGGGAUUAUUUUCUUGCAAGUGUUGGAUAAUGUGUUAGGGAAUUACAGGUCAAUUUUUAGGACUGCAUGGGAAGGUUCUAAUUUGGGGUUAAGAAGGCUUUCUGGAUUUGUUUUGAUGAGGUGGGCAGUUAGGGAUGCUUUAGCUCAGUUGUUGGGUAUUUGCGUUUUUGGAGAAAUUGAGGAUCAAUAUGCAUUUUUUAAGGUUUUUGUGAGGAUGAAAUUGAUGCCCUUUUCGGAUGUGGCACCGUGGGUUACAGGGCAUGAGAAGGAAAGCUUGUGUUUUGUUGUCUCUUGGUUCUUGGUGGAGUUGGUAGUGGGGUUUAUUUUUGCUGUCGAUUCUUGGGUUUCGAUUGUGGAUUCGACGAAAAGUGGUAGAGAAGUUGUCAAAGAAGGGUGUCGUUUGUUGAAUAUUAUGGUGUAUCCUGCUAUGGGGAUCAAGUGCUGGGAAGUUUUGGUUUGUGGGUCGUUAACGAGAUGGAUAUUGGGUCGAAUAUUUGGAGAAGUGUUUGCACUGGCAUUUCAGUCUGUUAUGGAAGUUUAUUUCAUGGUAGCUUGGUUAACAUUUUACUUGGCUGCAAGGUGCAAUGAUGCCUCUGCAGUUGGGAGGACAUUUGGAUGA